AUGUCCACCGAUGUCUACGUUCCUGCCGUCGCAGCCUGGUCGCACGAAGUCGCAGGGGAGACGCUGGGUGUUCCGCAAACGAGGGUUCGUACAGACGAGUCGCCGACUGUAGCAGCGGAGGUUGACAAUAAUACCUCAAACAACAGCGUUCUUGACACCGACACCGACGGCGCCAAAGACGGGUCACGCCUGAAGGAGACAGCGCAGGUUGCGGGAUCAAGCCGCAUCCCCUCUGGCGAUCAACCAAUCACUGGCGACGCGAAACCUGUUACGGAACGACACGUGUCAUUUUCAGAUCCAUCCACCCCACGACAGACGGGGACAGGUUCUCGAGUCGGUCUUUCCUCCUCCGCAACUUUCGCGCCACUCUCCCUCCCUCCGCCGUCCCCGCUCUCCCUCCCCUUCGCGUCCCCCCGACCACUUUCCGCUUCCUCGCCACUCUCGCUUCCCCCUUCCACUCUCCCCUCCAUCUCUCUUCCCUCCUCCUCUCUCCCCCCGCCCUCCCCACUCUCCCUCCCAUCCUCGUCGUCGCUCCCCCUCCCCUCGCCGUCCGAACUCUCUUUGGCCUCCGCUUCCCCCUAUCUGCACUACCGCGGGGUGCGCCAGCGCCCGUGGGGAAAGUGGGCGGCGGAGAUUCGCGACUCCGCGAAGAGCGCGCGCGUGUGGCUCGGGACGUACGCCACGGAGGACGAAGCUGCUUUCGCGUACGACGCGGCGGCGCUCGCGAUUCGAGGUUCGCGCGCGAGAGUGAAUUUCGAAGGGAGUCGCGAAUACGCGGCGCAAUUCGCGGAGGUUUUGGCGAAAAACGGCGGGAAAGUCGACCGACGGCUGCAGAUCGCGCUCGGGAUCGAGACGAUGAGGCUGAUUAGGGAAGGCGCGGCGAAACACGUGGCGAGCUUACAGAGCGCCACGUCGGAACUUUGCAGGCCGUUCAGGGGGUUGAGGUCGCGGCGGAGGAGAUUGAGUGUUGGGGGGGCAAGCGCGGGGGUUAGUUGCGGCGGCAGCGCGGAGGAGGAGACUGGCAGGGGCAUUGGCGGAAGCAUGGGGGGAGGCGGAACUGUGUCGGCGGAAGAGGCGGAGUUACGGGGGAAAGUCUCAGCGGAUGUUCCUAUGACGAGCGGCUCGUAUUCCAAAGCGGAGGCGGGAGGAGAGAUAGUGACUGGGGGGGAGGGAGAGAAGGCGCCUCGAGUUGGGGAGCAGGAUACGGAGGGAGGGGGAGGGCACCGGGGGAGCGUUUUCGGGGAUGGGGGAGGGAGGAGGCAGCUACACGGGCGGUUGGGGUUCGGAUUCGGCUACAGUAACAGCAACUACAGCAACCGCGACAACAGUAACAGCGAAUAG
Messenger RNA from Closterium sp. Naga37s-1, 1341 nucleotides. Lineage: Eukaryota; Viridiplantae; Streptophyta; Zygnematophyceae; Desmidiales; Closteriaceae. The record is from the annotation of a GenBank genome assembly.